UUAUGGGUGACAUUAUUUUAAUGUCUGAAAAGUUAUACAUCAUUCACAAGGUAGUAAUAGUGUAGUGAAAUCACACUGACUGAGGCUUUCCACCCGAUUUAUAUUUUGCUGAGAAUCAUUGAGUGGCUGAGAUUUUUCUGGAAUAUUCUAAGAAUAGUUAUAAGAACUCUCUCAGCGGAAAGAUCGGAAAACAUUUACUUCCGCUUAAAGAACACAGGUGCUCGUGGGCAGGUCUGAAUGCAGUUACUAGAGAUGGCUGACUCCAAAACAUUGAAAGAAGAAGGAAACCAACUUUUCAAGGAUGGCAAUAUUGACAAGGCUUUAGCCUGCUAUACACAAGCUCUGGAACUCGGGCCCCUGAAGGAGGCAGAAAAGUCGGUCCUACACAAGAACAGAGCAGCUUGUUUUCUGAAGAAGGAGCAGUAUGAGAAGGUUAUUGAUGAGGCAACAAAAUCUCUUGAUCUAACUCCCAAUGAUCCUAAAGCUCUAUUCAGACGUUGUCAGGCAUAUGAAAAGCUGGACAAACUAGAUGAAGCCUUCCGAGAUGCUGCAAUUGUCAUGAAGAUAGACCCCAAGAAUACAGCUGUCAUGCCCAUAUUCAAACGUCUCAACCCAAUAGUCCAGGAGAGGACUAAGGCCCGUAACAGCACAGUUUCAAAAGUGACACAGAUGUUCAACUUUGCUUUUGACCAAACAGUGGAGCUUGAAAAAAGGAAACAGGCCCUGAACAACCUGAUUGUGUUAGCCAGAGAAGAGACGGGAUCAGAACUCAUCUGUCGCGAGAAUGGCAUCAGGAAGCUGAUGGCAGUGUUGGAGGAGGCGCAGUUAGAAGUUGUUCAGGCCGCAAUCCGGGUCCUUUCGCUCCUCAGCAAAGACAGCAUGAAAAGGUCCAAGGCAAUUGUAGACAUAGUUACAGUGCCCAAGAUUCUACGUAUGUUGGGAUCUCCUCAAGCAGAAGUCUCUGACUCCUCGUCGGUGUUGAUAGGAAACGUUAUCACCUACUACACCGGGGUGGACAAGUACCGCGAAGAAGUCAAGAAGUACGAAGCUGACCGGAAGAAAGGCGAGCGUGUCAGAUACCCACAUUUUAAAGUUGAGGAAGACGAUGAAAGCUUUGUUGACCAAGUAUUCCUGCUUUUGAUCAACAUGGUCGGCAAUGGGAAGGUUUCUGCAGUGGGGCGAGACAAUGCCAUUGAACUACUCAUCAAACACGUCACCUGGAAAGAGGGAGUCAACUGGACCAACAAGUUCCUCAAACAUGAUGGUGUUGAAAAGCUCCUGACAGUGGCUGGCACUGUGAAGGAGUAUCAUACACUUCCUGUCACUGAGAACACUCGCAUGCAUGCCUCCGUGGCCCUGUCCAAGAUAUAUGAUGACCUCAGCAGUGACCAGUUGAGGAACACAUUCAAGGACCAGUGUACAGAUUUCUUCAAGGAUCUGUUCAGUGAAGAGGACAUGGAGUCAAAGGUUGAGGCCAUCGAGGGAAUCUCCACCCUGCUACAGGGUCCAUUUGAAGUGGGCAACUUGAUCCUGGGCACACAGGGAGUCACACAGAUUAUGUUUGCCCUGGCCAACAGUGAGAGCAGGCUGCAUCAGAGGGUUGCAGUUGAAGCUAUAGUCAAUUCAGCCUCAAAGAAGGAGCGAUGUUCUGGCAUCCUGAAAGACGCUGUGCCCAUUCUGAAGGGUCUGUACCAGUCUGCCGAUGAUCACAUCCGAGUCCGAGCGCUUGUGGGUCUGUGUAAGCUAGGCAGUUUCCAUGGCAGCGAUGCCAGUGCUAAGCCAAUGGCUGAUGGAUCCAGCUUGUCACUGGCCAAGUCAUGCAGAAAAUUCUUGACCAACCCUGCUAAAGAUGUAGACCUGCGGAAGUGGGCCACAGAGGGGCUGGCGUACCUCACCCUGGACGGUGAUGUUAAGGAAGAGUUGAUAGAUGAUGUCGAAGCCAUCAAGUCCAUCUUUGAAAUAGCUAAGGUUAAAGAGAAGAAUGUGGCGUAUGCCGCCAUUACUAUCAUGGUGAACCUCACCAACAGCUACGACAAGCAGGACAUCAUGCCAGAACUCAUUGAGCUAGCCAAGUUCUCCAAGCAACAUGUUCCUGAAGAACAUGAAAAGGACAAGAUGGAGUUUAUCCAGUCUCGGAUCCAGAAGCUGGCGAAGGCCGGCGCUGUGAACGCCCUGGUGGCCCUGUCGACCACGGAGAGCAAAAACAGCAAGGAGCUCAUCGCCAGAGUGUUCAUGAGUAUUGCUACAGAGGAGAACCUGCGUGGUCUCAUUGUGCAGCAGGGAGGGGCCAAGGUACUGCUACCGCUUUCCCUGCAGAGCACGGACAUUGGGGAGGUACUAGCGGCACAUGCUCUCGCCAAGAUUGCUGUGACAAUGAACCCAGAGGUAGCCUUCCCAGGCCAGAGGAUGUAUGAGAUUGUCCGGCCAUUGAUCAGCUUGCUUCAAGUGGAAAGGUCCGGGCUGCAGAAUUUUGAGGCACUUAUGGCUCUCACUAACCUUGCCUCAGUCAGUGAUUCCGUCAGAAAUCGUAUUGUAUCUGAAAAGGGAAUCCCUGCAAUAGAUAAUUACAUGUACGAGGAACACGAGAUGUUGAGGCGGGCAGCCACGCAGUGCAUGUGCAACUUGGUCAUGAAUGAAAAGGUUAUCAAGCUGUAUGAGGGGGAGAAUGACCGUGUCAAGCUGAUGGUGUUGUUCUGUGGGGAGGAAGACCCUGAGCUGAGACUGGCAGCCGCCGGCGCCAUUGCCAUGAUCUCAUCACUGCCCUCAAUAGCCAAGAAGAUAAUAGAGGUUAAAGGUUGGUACGAGAUCAUCCAGGGACUGGCUGUGGAGGAAGAAAUCCAACUCCAACACCGGGGCUGCCACAUCCUCAAAAACAUGAUGGUCGACCGGGACACCGCUGAAAAGAUUGUAGCUUCUCAGGACUUCGAAGUGUUGAUGGCUAUCACAAUGUUGAAAGAUCCCCAGCGGGAGGCCGCCACAAAGUGUGCGAAGGAGGCACUGGAUUUGGCAGAGGAGCAUGGUCUCAUCAAACCCAAGGCCUCCGUAGAAACACUGGAGGAGGAGGAGGAGGACUGAGAAGGGCAGACAUCUGUACAGCGUGUCUUGUCAGCAGAGGAAAGAUGGUUAAACUGAAGUAUUCCUGGUGUUCCCAGGGUAGCGGCCUUUGAGGAAAGUGCCGUUCCUGUGAUGCUGCAUCCACACUGGAGGGUCAGGGGAUGGGUAUUGUGCUCGUGACAUAUAUUGAACUCAGCUUUGUCUCAGUAUAUUUAGAAGAACACAAUUCUUUGGUAAACAUCAACCUGGGCCUGCUGACGAGCAAAAUUGAAUUGGAAAAUAGUUUCAUUAUUGGUGACACAAAUUAACACUAUUUUCUUCAAUGGUGCGACUGUUCAAUUGACUCACAAGAUGUCAGUGUAUCAGUCGAUGGCCUGUCUAGGAAACAAGGCUGAAACAGUGUUGAUCUAGUGGCAAAACAAACAGUCAUGUUCCAAGAAAGCUUGAUUUGCUUCAAGACAAAUAGCAUGUGCAAUAUAUGUGACCAUAUUUUAGUGUGCUACUGAGAUGAUUUGAAACAAGUUAACAAGUUGGAUGUGAAAUAGGUCUCCCAACUUCACAACACACGACAACUUCACCAUGGGGAGUCCAAACUUGGUACCAACACUUUCAGCAAGGUGUGUACAGUUGCCUGCAGUGACAGGGGUACCCAGCUGUCCAGCUUUUGCUGUUAUUAUACUGAGUGUAAAUAUUGUAGCAUGAAUCAAAAAUGUGCCAAGAAAUUCAGGAUUUGUCCCUUACUUCUUACUGUGUGUACAGAUGUACUGCAGUAUUGUUAUCAGUUGUCGAAACAUCAUUCUUACACCAUUUAUGAUUUCAUUGUAUGUUAGCAUACACAAGUAUUAUGAGAAAACUGACCGAUAUAAUAUAACACAUCUUGAUGUAGAUAGGUAUAACCUAUGUGAAUAUUAUUGAAAAUGUACUUCAUAAAUAAAGCAUAUUUAUAUUAAUAAUGUUAGAUAUUCUGGAAUAAUGUAUUCAUUCACUUUAUUAUUUAUUAAUAGGUAAAUCAAUUGGAACAUGCCAUGAUUUAUUUAUGUUGGGCUACCUACCAUGACUACUCUAUCCAGGACAUGCGUUUCUUACUAAUCAGUGCUAUUUGGUAGCCAUUUUGUUUUUUGUCCUUAACAUGGUUUGAUGGUAUAUUUUGCUCAUCAGAUUUUUAUCAUGUUAAAUAUUUUUAUAGAAAUUAAUCUAUGAAGCCCUUGAGUUAGGCAUGGAUACAUGGUACCUCUUAGUGGAUUAUACACCAGUCUCUUGUUCCACCUUUUGUUAGUGAUCAACAUUUCUUGCAGUAGCCUUUCUUGUAGACAAGGAGAUCAAUAUGAUUGCCAUGGAGAUCAAGAUAUGUGUUCACUAUUACUUCAGAUCUGAUCCAGACAGUAUGUUUCCCUUUCAGUGCCUCAUUUGUAGCUGUGUACAUAGUCAUCUAUUUAUCUAUGCAAAUAUGAACAACUGUUCUGAAACCAAGGUAAUCAGCUACAGACAAACCAUUUGUUAACACAGAAAUAUGGCCCACGUAUUCUUGCCUUCACACAUACAGGGAAUAGUUUAAAUAUGUACCGGUACUCUACAAGUGUACUGUGUUUUCUAUUGCUCUGUGGGGGUUAAAGCGUUGGCUCGUCACGCCGAAGACCCGGGUUCGAUUCCCGACAUGGGUACAAUGCGUGAAGCCCAUUUCUGGUGUCCCCCGCCGUGAUAUUGCUGGAAUAUUGCUAAAAGCGGCGUAAAAGCAUACUCACUCACUCACUCACUAUUGCUCUAUGGAAGAGCUGCCAGGACUUUGUUAAUUGGUGCAUUCAGGUCCCAAGGACAGGUCAUUCCUACAUUGAACCUGUUAGACAAGGAUCAGUAGUAUUUUCAUGCAUCUAAUGUUUAUCAAAGUCAAACUUUAUAAUGUAAAAUGUUUAAACGUUUUUGCUUGGUCUGUUCAAUUUGACAAGUAAUGUUCAUAAGUUGGUCAGUUCAUGCCAAGAUGUGUGUGCGGAUAUAUGUGUACUGUUUUAGUGCAGGUAGUUGCAUAUUUUUAAAGUAGCAUUAAUAUGUAUUUAUCUCAGAGAGGGCUUUGUUAUCAUUACAACAGAACUGCAGUGACCAGAAAUUACAAUGCAUUUGAUGAACUAUGAUUUGAGGAGUUAGUAGUUACCGUACUUCAAUUUACCUGUAAUUAAGUUGUAACGUUUUAUUUUUCCUAUCCAGCAAAAGCUCAAGCCAAAAAUAUUUCAACUACACAUAUUGUUAGUCUAUUCUUGGUGAUGUGGCUUUUUAUGGUCAGUUGAAUCAAUAAACCGAAAAAUGUUAAAGGUGUCAAUAUUUAUCCCAGUUGAAUGCUGUGUGUAGGUGGUCCCCCCUUUGCCUGGAGUGGGUUUGGUGGCCGAGUUCACCAGUUGGUUGUAGCUGUCCCACCAUGUCACCGACUACGAGGCACUGCAUGGUCCUGGUGCUCAAUGAAUACUCUACCAUAUUAGAGUGUAUGCCAUUUUUCAUAGCAUGUGUAUAAAGUCUAUCCAUCAUUGGUUGUGUGUGUGAAUCUGAAUGACUGAGCGUAUUUAUUAUGGAUUGUCAAUAAAUUUUGUAGAAACUGA
Messenger RNA from Haliotis rufescens (red abalone), 5639 nucleotides. RefSeq names its product protein unc-45 homolog B-like. The coding region runs from base 238 to 3075 and encodes 945 amino acids. Gene Ontology annotation, molecular function: Hsp90 protein binding. The transcript is spliced from 21 exons. Lineage: Eukaryota; Metazoa; Mollusca; Gastropoda; Lepetellida; Haliotidae. The record is from RefSeq and is a predicted model, not a curated record.